Glycine soja is the source of this 1413-nucleotide messenger RNA. RefSeq lists its product as uncharacterized. Bases 296 to 1144 code for a protein of 282 amino acids. NCBI's taxonomy places the organism in Eukaryota, Viridiplantae, Streptophyta, Magnoliopsida, Fabales, Fabaceae. The transcript is spliced from 4 exons. The record is from RefSeq and is a predicted model, not a curated record.
UGAUAACUGAUAUACGGAUGUUUAUUUUUUUUUCUUCUAAUUUUUUCCCCUCAAAGAGUGAGUUUAAGGAAUUGAAAAUAAAAGAAAAGGGAGUAUCAUGCGGCUAGCACAUGCAAGACCAAGAAUAAGACUAUUAAUAUUAACAAUAAUACAAAUGCAAAGGUGGGUUAGCAACAGUUGCAGCAGCUGCAUCUCCCUAUUGUGGUGGUUUUGAAAGCAAAGGUGUCUUCAGAUUCAUAUUAUCACCUAAAGAGGCCAUUAGGCCAAUAUCAUAAAGCAUAACAACAACACCAACAUGUCCCCUUUUGAUUCUCCCCAAACAACAGCAGAUAGCAGCCUCAGCAUGAGCACAAGCACCAGUCCAAGUGGUGGUGAUGCGUUGUUGAAGUGGGGACACAGAAAGAGAUCAAGGCUUUCCAGGGCUGCCAUUGAAGAUUCAUCGUCUUCUGUUCACACCAACAACAGAAGAAUCACCCACACUGUUCCUCCAAACUUGUCCAUGCCGCCGCCGCCACUCGUUUCUUCUACUGCCUCCAGUGGCAGAGGUAGAAAGCAUAAUAGCCCUAGGAAUUUGGAAGACCCCUCCUUAGGUGGAAGUGAGUCACCUUCAAGAAGCCAGGGGAGCAACCCAGUUGUGUCUAGAUCUGCUGCAGCACCAAAACUGUCUUCUUGUGGCAUGGAAAGAAGUAGCAGAAGGAUGCUUUCUUCUGGAUCAGCAAAGUGUCAAAAGCCAAGUGGAUUUUCAACAACACAAGAAGCCUCUGAGAGACUGAACAAUAGUAGUCAUGCCUCGGUGCAGUCUGAAAAAGAAGGUGGUGUUGCCACUGCUCCUGCUACCUCAUCCCUUGCUGCCAAUGGAAACAAGGUCACUGUUGGGGUAAUUCAGUGGCCAAAGAUCUACAUUGCUCUCUCAAGAAAGGAGAAAGAAGAUGACUUUCUCGCUAUGAAGGGGACAAAAAUCCCUCAAAGACCAAAGAAGAGAGCAAAGAAUGUUGACAGAAUUCUACAGUGCUGUUUCCCUGGGAUGUGGCUAUCAGAACUGACAAAGAGCAGAUAUGAGGUUAGGGAGAAGAAGUCAGUGAAGAAGCAAAAGCGCAGCAGAGGCUUGAAAGGAAUGGAAAACUUGGACAGUGAUUCGGAGUAGCACUUACUCAAAGUUAGGUAUCAAAGGCAAUUUAAUUUGGUUGAUAGAACAAAAUAUGAGAUGUUUUAAAUUUUUAAUAUUUAUAUUCGACUCUUACAAAUAAAAAAAAUAUUCAGAGUUAGGUUGAUGUAAUUGGGGAGUUAAAAAACUCGAGCUUUUUUUUUUUAUUACUUAUUAUUUUUUUCAAAGGAGUCUUAAGAGCUGUUGUUAUGAAUACUUGAAACUUAAAAGUAGGUUGCACUGGUAUGAUAAUCCUUUUUAUUUAUUCA